AUGCAUGGAGAGCUGUUGCAGGUGGAGAAGGAGGAAGAGGUUUUUCUGGUUCCAGAAAGUGAGGAGCAGGGGGAGGAGGUGGCGGCCUCUCAGGAAAAAUUCAUUGCUGGGAAGCAGAAUGUGCUGGAUUGGGAGGACAUCGUGAAGGUUGUGGAGAUGCGAGGUGAUGGGCAACCGGAGUCAGGGGCUGAAGGAAAGCAGCAAGAAGAGAAGUCCGAAGAGUGGACACAGCCUAGUCUGGGCAGUGCAUUUUACGUGCAGAAUGCAGUAUGCAGGCUCCUUGAUACAAAGCAGUUUGUCAGCCACCCUCAGCAGUCAGCCAUGAUCUGUGAGCAAGAUGAAAAGAUGCUCAGCCACAUGAUCAAUUUGAAGGUGGAGGAAGUCAGGCACGUCAGUGAUUCCUGCAAAAUUUUGCUGUUCUUUCACAAUAACCCCUACUUCUACAGUAAUAUGAUUGUGAAGGAGUAUCUCAUUACCCUCCAAGGAUACAGGGUGUCCCACUGCACUCCCAUUCAGUGGUCUCAGCAUUAUGAAGGAGAGGUCUACCGGCACUGGCACCAAAACAGCAGCCUGAACUUCUCCAACUGGUUCUCCAACCACAACGUGGUAGGGUCCAGCAGGAUUGCAGAGGUGGGGUCUCACCUGCAAUGCCACAAUGAAGCUGCUGUGUUUCCUUUCGCUGCUUGA
This is a messenger RNA of Molossus molossus (Pallas's mastiff bat), 687 nucleotides long. RefSeq names its product testis-specific Y-encoded protein 4-like. Bases 1 to 687 code for a protein of 228 amino acids. The transcript has 4 exons. Gene Ontology annotation, molecular function: histone binding; chromatin binding. Gene Ontology annotation, cellular component: nucleus; chromatin. Gene Ontology annotation, biological process: nucleosome assembly. The record is from RefSeq and is a predicted model, not a curated record. Lineage: Eukaryota; Metazoa; Chordata; Mammalia; Chiroptera; Molossidae.